Morone saxatilis (striped sea-bass) is the source of this 1935-nucleotide messenger RNA. RefSeq lists its product as uncharacterized. Lineage: Eukaryota; Metazoa; Chordata; Actinopteri; Moronidae. The transcript has 3 exons. The record is from RefSeq and is a predicted model, not a curated record. Bases 207 to 1169 code for a protein of 320 amino acids. Gene Ontology annotation, molecular function: catalytic activity.
GUGGGUAUGGUUGUUUUCUGUUAGCAACGUGUCCCUUUAUAAUGUCUUACUUUCUUUUCUCCUCGCACUGACGGAUGUGGCGAAGAGGAACCGCUGUCUCUGUUUUCAUAGCUGUGUGUGCUUAUUACGCCAGCUUUUACUACGAGCCGAGAGCAGUAGAAGACAGGUCGGUUUGAGCCCCACUCCCGUUACUUCUACGUUACUUUAUGCUGUGCACAAGGUUCAUUAUUAGAAGAAUGUCCUCCACUCUUCCCCGUCACGUCAUCUGGGAGUCAGAGGGGCUGGUGGCCUACCUUCACCCCCGGCCCUGGACCCCAGGCUCUGUCAUCCUGGAGCGCAGCACCCCUGGCAGCCUGGGAGGCAGCGUCUUCCAUCUGGAGAAGCGUGAGUUUUUACCCUGGCUGUUGGGGGCGAGAGCCGUUGCAGAGCUGCUGUGUGACAGGCUGGCAGUUCGGAGGUGUGCGCUGAUCAGCAGACCCCACCGAGACCGACCUGCGCAGAUCUGUGUCCUUCCUCUACACGGUCUGGAUGCAGAGUGGCGCCCUCACCUGGCAGGAGAAGAGGAGCACAACGCCCACGACCCGGGGUACUGCACCUCCAAGACCGCUCCCAGAUGGAGUGAAUCCAGCCUGACUGAAAUCCAGGCCAAGAUUCGGGCCAAGCUCCCGUUGCCUGACGCCCCACCCAAUCUGACUUUCCUUGGGGACGAUCCGGCUCACCCUGGCCUGUUUUCGCGCAUCGUUCGCGGGGAGGAGCAGCAGUGGAGGGUGUGGGAUGACGGGGAUCACGUGGCCUUUCUCACUCCUUUCCCCAACUCCCCUGGAUUUACUGUGCUGGUCCCACGGCGACCUUUGACCUCUGAUAUAUUCCAACUAGAAAAAGGGGACUAUGAGGGACUGGUGCUGGCAACCUGGGAGGUGUCGAGGCUUCUUGAGGAGGGGUUGGGUGCCUGGGGGGUGGGGCUCAUUUUUGAGGGUUUUGAGAUUGACUACGCUCACGCCAAGUUGAUACCACUGUUCCUACCUUCAUCAUCAGGGACAGGAGACACAGCGAAACCACCACCUCCCCAGUUUUACCCCACGUAUCCUGGAUAUGUGACCUCAGAGGACGGACCUGAGGCCAGCCUGGAAAGUCUGACGGAGCUACACAUCAAAAUUACUCAGACUUAGUGCUGUUAUCUGUAGUUUGAGUCCUUAAACUCCUAAAAGUUACUUCUAGCUGUGAAAGGAAUUCCUUUCUGCCUUAUUCAUUAACAAGGAGUGUAUAAAAUAACAGAAUAACAGAAGCACCUUAAUUUCCUGCUGCAAAUGAAUUCCACAAAGACUAAUAACCUGUUUCACUUUGUCAUUGCCAUCAUUUUUACUGUCAGCCUCAUUAAUGUACCCUAGUCUUAUCUUUGGCUAAUCACGACGGGACAGAGCUGCUGCUUUGCACCAGCAAGUAUAUAAGCUGGCUUCAAAGUAUUAAAGACAUUAGAUUACAUUAAAUGAACAAUCAAUUCAUUGAUUGAAUUGAAUUGAAUUGAAUAGAUAUCCAAAAUAGACAAAUUUCAGAUUUGAUUAAGUAAACCAACUUUAAAAAGAUUUAAUGAUGGCGAGGCUGCAUAACUUCCAAAUUAGUUUAGCUCUAAAGUUGGUUAACAUUGUGACAUGUGCCUCUGUCAAUAAUGUAGGAAUAACAAGUUGAGAAGUCGCAAGUGUAAUGAACUGAUUGAAACAAAAUGUAAAACAUUUAAAGUGUGGUACAGCUGAUGUUUUGUUGUGUUGAAGUUGUUUUUUUUAUUAAUUCAUAAAAGUAUCUGUUAAUUAUUUAAUUCUGCACUUCACGUUCUUUAACCCAUGUACUGUAAAAUGACAAACAAACACUGAAAGGCACAUUCAAUUUAUUAAGUUUUGAUGAAAAUAAAGACCUGUUCAUCUCACUGGUCAUCAUAAA